AUGGCGGCAAAGAUCAGGAGGGGAAGCGGCGGCGGGGACGACGGCGGCGGCGGCGUCCUGGCGAGGUUUUCCGAUUCGAUAUCGCGGUCGUCGGUCGUCUACAGGGGGAAGAAGGCAGUGUCUGACGUGGCCACCAUUGCGCACCGGCUCCUGCGGAGCACCGGUAAGGCAGCUUGGAUCGCGGGAACGACCUUCAUCGUCCUCGUCGUCCCGCUGAUCAUCGAGAUGGAUCGGGAGCAGCAGCUGAAUGAGUUGGAGUUGCAGCAGGCCAGCCUCCUUGGCACGCCGCCGCCGUCCCUGGCCGGUGCUCCGGCGAUGGGCAAGUGA
Spirodela intermedia is the source of this 327-nucleotide messenger RNA. Lineage: Eukaryota; Viridiplantae; Streptophyta; Magnoliopsida; Alismatales; Araceae. The record is from the annotation of a GenBank genome assembly.